Ochotona curzoniae (black-lipped pika) is the source of this 3422-nucleotide messenger RNA. RefSeq names its product argonaute RISC catalytic component 2 (gene AGO2). Gene Ontology annotation, cellular component: RISC complex. Lineage: Eukaryota; Metazoa; Chordata; Mammalia; Lagomorpha; Ochotonidae. The record is from RefSeq and is a predicted model, not a curated record. The transcript has 20 exons. Gene Ontology annotation, biological process: regulatory ncRNA-mediated gene silencing; regulation of DNA-templated transcription. Gene Ontology annotation, molecular function: protein binding; endoribonuclease activity, cleaving siRNA-paired mRNA; RNA binding. Bases 61 to 2640 code for a protein of 859 amino acids.
GUCGGGGCCCGUGGCGCGCGCGCGGCCGCCCCUCGGCCCGGAGCCCUCGGCGGCGCCACCAUGUACUCGGGAGCCGGCCCCGUGCUUGCGCCUCCUGCGCCGCCGCCCAUCCAGGGCUAUGCCUUCAAGCCUCCCCCGAGGCCCGACUUCGGGACCUCUGGCAGAACCAUCAAGCUGCAGGCCAACUUCUUUGAGAUGGACAUCCCCAAGAUUGACAUCUAUCAUUAUGAGUUGGACAUCAAGCCUGAGAAAUGCCCCAGGAGAGUGAACAGGGAGAUAGUGGAGCAUAUGGUGCAGCACUUUAAAACGCAGAUCUUCGGGGACCGGAAGCCAGUGUUCGACGGAAGGAAGAAUCUCUACACGGCAAUGCCGCUCCCCAUUGGGAGGGACAAGCAGGUGGAGCUGGAGGUCACACUGCCGGGCGAGGGCAAGGACCGCAUCUUCAAGGUGUCCAUCAAGUGGGUGUCGUGCGUGAGCCUGCAGGCAUUGCACGAUGCACUUUCGGGGCGGCUCCCCAGCGUCCCCUUCGAGACGAUCCAGGCCCUGGAUGUGGUCAUGAGGCACUUGCCGUCCAUGAGGUACACCCCCGUGGGCCGCUCCUUCUUCACCGCGUCCGAGGGCUGCUCCAACCCGCUGGGCGGGGGCCGGGAGGUGUGGUUCGGCUUCCAUCAGUCUGUCCGGCCCUCCCUUUGGAAAAUGAUGCUGAACAUUGACGUUUCCGCGACAGCAUUCUACAAGGCACAGCCAGUCAUCGAGUUUGUCUGUGAAGUUUUGGAUUUUAAAAGUAUUGAAGAACAACAGAAACCUCUGACUGAUUCCCAAAGGGUCAAGUUUACCAAAGAAAUCAAAGGUCUAAAGGUGGAAAUCACGCACUGUGGGCAGAUGAAGAGGAAGUACCGUGUCUGCAACGUGACCCGACGGCCUGCCAGCCACCAGACGUUCCCACUGCAGCAAGAGAGCGGGCAGACAGUGGAGUGCACGGUGGCCCAGUACUUCAAGGACAGGCACAAGCUGGUUCUGCGUUACCCCCACCUCCCGUGUCUGCAGGUCGGCCAGGAGCAGAAGCAUACCUACCUUCCCCUGGAGGUCUGCAAUAUCGUGGCUGGUCAGAGAUGCAUAAAAAAACUAACAGACAAUCAGACCUCAACCAUGAUCAGAGCCACUGCCAGGUCGGCACCCGAUCGGCAAGAAGAGAUCAGCAAGCUGAUGCGAAGCGCCAGCUUCAACACAGACCCAUACGUUCGUGAGUUUGGAAUCAUGGUCAAGGAUGAGAUGACAGACGUGACGGGGCGGGUCCUGCAGCCGCCUUCCAUCCUGUACGGGGGCAGGAAUAAAGCAAUUGCCACACCUGUCCAAGGUGUCUGGGAUAUGCGGAACAAGCAGUUCCACACGGGCAUUGAGAUCAAGGUGUGGGCCAUCGCCUGCUUCGCACCCCAGCGCCAGUGCACCGAAGUCCACCUCAAGUCCUUCACGGAGCAGCUGAGGAAGAUCUCACGAGAUGCAGGGAUGCCCAUCCAGGGCCAGCCGUGCUUCUGCAAGUAUGCCCAGGGCGCCGACAGCGUGGAGCCCAUGUUCCGGCACCUAAAGAACACGUAUGCCGGCCUGCAGCUCGUGGUGGUCAUUCUGCCCGGCAAGACACCCGUCUAUGCUGAGGUGAAACGCGUCGGGGACACGGUGCUGGGCAUGGCCACGCAGUGCGUGCAGAUGAAGAACGUGCAGAGGACCACGCCGCAGACCCUGUCCAACCUCUGCCUGAAGAUCAAUGUCAAGCUGGGCGGCGUGAACAACAUCCUGCUUCCCCAGGGCAGGCCCCCUGUGUUCCAGCAGCCGGUCAUAUUUCUGGGUGCUGAUGUUACUCACCCCCCUGCUGGGGAUGGCAAGAAGCCUUCAAUCGCUGCCGUUGUGGGCAGCAUGGACGCCCACCCUAACCGCUAUUGCGCCACGGUGCGGGUGCAGCAGCACCGGCAGGAGAUCAUCCAGGACCUGGCUGCCAUGGUGCGUGAGCUGCUCAUCCAGUUCUACAAGUCCACACGCUUCAAGCCCACCCGCAUCAUCUUCUACCGGGACGGCGUCUCGGAGGGCCAGUUCCAGCAGGUCCUGCAUCACGAGCUGCUGGCCAUCCGCGAGGCCUGCAUCAAGCUGGAGAAGGACUACCAGCCAGGCAUCACCUUCAUAGUGGUGCAGAAGCGCCACCACACCAGGCUCUUCUGCACAGACAAGAACGAGCGGGUUGGCAAGAGUGGCAACAUUCCAGCAGGCACCACCGUGGACACCAAGAUCACGCACCCAACCGAGUUUGACUUCUACUUGUGCAGCCACGCCGGCAUCCAGGGGACAAGCAGGCCUUCCCACUACCACGUUCUGUGGGACGACAAUCGCUUCUCUUCCGACGAGCUGCAGAUCCUCACCUACCAGCUGUGUCACACCUACGUGCGCUGCACGCGCUCCGUGUCGAUCCCCGCGCCAGCCUACUAUGCUCACCUGGUCGCCUUCCGGGCCAGGUACCACCUGGUGGACAAGGAGCAUGACAGCGCUGAAGGCAGCCACACCUCCGGCCAGAGCAACGGGCGAGACCACCAGGCGCUGGCCAAGGCGGUCCAGGUCCACCAGGACACACUGCGCACCAUGUACUUUGCUUGACGUGUUCGUGUUCAGCGAUUGUGCAAGUCGGAUUCACACGAGACCAGCCACCCCCAGCCCCGACAGCUAGCUCCGGGCAUCGGGCAGGAGACACCGUUGGUUUUAUCCGAUUCUCCAUUUCCCAGAAUGCCUUCCGUCCCAGAUUUCAAACUUGGAUUUGGAGCUGCAGGCCUGUAUGAGACCCCCACCGUCGUAGGAAAUAGGGUUUGCCAAAAUCUAUGAGCUGCUGAUUUAAGAUAGAGUCCCGUGUUUCCUAAAAACAAAUCUCCUAAAACCAAUCUAUGAACUCAGGGCUUUAAAACAUUUUUAAUUUAUUUGGUCACUCGAUUUACUUGUUUUUAACACAUGAUUGUCUAUGAAAUUGAUGGGCUCAAACUAGCUCCAGGAGGGAGAGCGACAAACACCAUUGUGGUUUUAAAGCCUUGAACCUUCUGAUGUGUCACUGACGCCGUGGGCCCGGGGUCGCUCGUGGGCCCCGGCCCCGCCGAGGUGGCCGUGGCUGUGUGCGGCCUGCGCUGAGGGGCAGCGGCAGAAGGCCGGCCGUGCCUGUGUUUACAGCAGUGACCGGUUCAGAGAUUGGCAGACAAGUGCCAUUUUUAAAAAAAAUGUAUUUAAAAAAAAGACGAUGUACCGAGAGUCCAAUCAUCAGAUACGUCCUGCAGGACUGUGACACUUACUUUCCAAAGUUUCUGAAGAAUACGGGUCUGUGGUGACAAAUACAGUACAAUCCUCCCCUGUUUGUCUGUGAUGUAAGAGAGAAAAUAUAUGUCUGGUUUGCAGUA